Messenger RNA from Prosopis cineraria, 2525 nucleotides. RefSeq names its product phosphate transporter PHO1 homolog 3-like. The coding region runs from base 1 to 2379 and encodes 792 amino acids. NCBI's taxonomy places the organism in Eukaryota, Viridiplantae, Streptophyta, Magnoliopsida, Fabales, Fabaceae. Gene Ontology annotation, biological process: cellular response to phosphate starvation; phosphate ion transport. Gene Ontology annotation, cellular component: plasma membrane; cytoplasm; Golgi apparatus. The transcript has 13 exons. The record is from RefSeq and is a predicted model, not a curated record. Gene Ontology annotation, molecular function: inositol hexakisphosphate binding.
AUGAAGUUUGGGAAAGAAUUUGAAGCACAGAUGGUGCCGGAAUGGAAGGAAGCAUACAUGGAUUAUAAUUAUUUGAAGGCCCUUUUGAAAACUGUCCAACGCUCCAAGCAUAGAGACACGCCACCCGAACCUCCAAGAAGCCUAAAGCGAAAGCUAUCACUAUACAGGAGUUUCAGUGGGCUCAUUCAGAGACAACCCCACCAUUCCAUCAGUCCCUCUGAGCAGGAUGUUGAGAACCAAGCCAUUAUGGUGAACUCAGUGCGCCGAGAUGGAUCUGAGAACUAUCAAACUACUUUUCUGAUGGUUGCAGAAGAAGGUGGAGAAUAUGAAUUGGUAUUUUUCAGGAGGCUCGAUGAUGAGUUUAACAAAGUGGACAAGUUUUAUAGGUCUAAAGUGGAAGAAGUGAUGAAGGAAGCUGCUAUUUUAAACAAACAAAUGGAAGCUUUGAUUGCUUUCCGGAUAAAAGUUGAGAAACCUACCGAAUGGAUCAAUAGCUCUGCAGAGAUGACUCAUCUUGCUUCAGAUGUUGCUGCUGCAGCGGCAGCAUUGUCAGCUUCGACACCUAAAGGGGCCAAAUUGCACCGAACAUUUUCCACGGCCUUGGAGGCGAUCAAAGAGGACAGCAGCCAUCACGGUCUAUCAGAUGAUUCCAGGGAGAAUAAGGAUGACACAAUUCAAUUAAAUAACCAGAAGUUUCAAAAAGAGGAGUCAGAGAAUAUCACGAGUACCAAACCAGCUCCUUUGGAAGUCCUUGACCAUGUUCAGUUGAAUGGCACUCUUGAAACUCCUCGUUCAACUAUAAAGAGCAUCCUCAAUUACUCUACACCACCGGAGCAAGAAUUCAGCAGGAAAAAUUUGAAAAAGGUUGAGGAACAACUUAAACAAGCUUUUAUUGAAUUCCACAGAAAGCUUCGACUUCUAAAGAACUACAGCUUUCUAAACACAUUGGCAUUUUCAAAGAUAAUGAAGAAAUAUGAUAAGAUCACAUCAAGAAGGGCAGCAAAAGCUUACAUGAGCAUGGUUGACAAUUCCUACCUCGGCAGCUCUGAUGAGGUCACUAGGCUUAUAGAAAGGGUGGAGAAAACAUUCAUUAAGCACUUCUCGAACUCAAAUCGUAACAAUGGAUUGAACCUUCUCCAACCCAAACCGAAAAGAGCAAGGCAUGGAAUAACAUUUUCUGUGGGUUUUUAUGCCGGAUGCACAGCAGCCCUAGUUAUAGCACUUUGUCUGAUCAUUGAUGCCCGCAAGAUUAUGAAUCACCCGGGAAGUACCCAAUACAUGGAAACCAUGUUUCCUCUUUAUAGUUUGUUUGGAUUCAUAGUUCUACACAUGCUUAUGUAUGCUGCUAAUAUAUACUUCUGGAGGCGCUACAGAGUGAAUCACUCAUUCAUAUUCGGUCUUAAGGAAGGCUCUGAGUUGAAGUACUUUGAUGUCCUGCUCCUGGCUUUUGUCCUCGCAAUAAUGGCACUAGCCAGUGUGCUUGCAAACCUUGACAUGGAGAUGGAUCCAAAGACAAAACCAUACAAAGUCUUCACUGAACUUGUUCCUCUAAUCUUGUUACUUAUUGUAUUUGCCAUUUUAUCAUGCCCAUUCAACAUCUUUUAUCGUCCAAGCCGGCUUUUCUUCCUUACAUGCCUGUUUCACUGCAUUUGCGCUCCUCUCUACAAGGUCACGUUCUCAGAUUUCUUCUUGGCAGAUCAACUUACAAGCCAGGUGCAAGCCUUCAGAAGUUUAGAGUUCUACAUUUGCUACUACGUUUGGGGAGAUUUCAAGUACAGACGGAACACUUGCAACUCAAACGCCAUUUUCAAAACAUUUUCCUUCAUUGUUGCCGCGAUUCCGUACAUGUGUCGUUUUCUUCAGUGCCUUAGGCGACUCUUCGAAGAGAAAGAUUCAAUGCAAGGAUAUAAUGCGGUAAAAUACUUCCUCACACUAGCAGCUGUUUGCAUCCGAACAGCUUACAGCCUUAAUAAAGGAAUCAGUUGGAAGGUGCUUGCCUGGAUAUUCUCAAUAUUCGCAGCAAUCUAUUCUACGUAUUGGGACCUCGCCAUCGACUGGGGCCUCCUGCAAAGGAAUUCCAAGAAUCGCUGGUUAAGAGACAAACUCAUACUAACUCAGAAAAACGUAUAUUUCGCAGCCAUGGUGGUAAACAUCUUGCUGAGAUUUGCGUGGUUACAGACAGUAUUGGGGAUCAGGCUUGCCUUUCUGCAUAGAGAAGCAAUGAUUAGCAUCAUAGCGAGCCUAGAGAUCAUACGUCGGGGCAUGUGGAACUUCUUCAGAGUGGAGAACGAGCAUUUGAACAAUGUGGGCAAGUACCGAGCUUUCAAGUCCGUGCCCUUACCUUUCAACUACAACGAAGCUGAAAGCGAGGAUGAGUAAUCUGACGAAAUCCGCGACGCAGAAUUAUGGCGGGAGAUCUCGCUGGCGUAUUCAUUUGCAAUUUACAUGUUUAAAAUUUAUUUAUAAUUUAAAAGGGGAAUUUAUUAAUCUGUCCCCACAAUUUUACUAGGUUCUCACUUGAGUCG